Aspergillus versicolor CBS 583.65 is the source of this 609-nucleotide messenger RNA. RefSeq names its product putative NADH-ubiquinone oxidoreductase B14 subunit. Lineage: Eukaryota; Fungi; Ascomycota; Eurotiomycetes; Eurotiales; Aspergillaceae. The coding region runs from base 22 to 393 and encodes 123 amino acids. Gene Ontology annotation, biological process: response to oxidative stress. The transcript is spliced from 4 exons. The record is from RefSeq and is a predicted model, not a curated record.
CGAGAACGAUAUAUAUUCAGGAUGACCAUCAACCCGACCUACCUCGCGCAGCGCACCCGCUCCUCUGUCAACUGGGGCGAUGCGAAAAAGCGUGUUCUUCUAUCCUACCGAGACUGGCUCCGAGCUUCCCCUGAGAUCCAAACAAUGUACUCGCUGAACAUCCCCGUCUCCGCCAUUCGCACCAAGAUCCGCCAGGAAUACGAGAAGCACCGCUACGUCAGCCAGCUCAAUGUCGUCGAUGUGCUGCUAUUCCAGAGCCACGCUGAGUUCCAGGAAACCCUCAACUACUGGAAACAGCUCUCCCAUGUGAUGAAGUACUUCCGGCCAGAGGAGGACCCAGGUGCCCGGCUACCCCCCAACUUUAUCUCCGGUUUCUUGGAGGGCCGCAAUUGAAUGUCUUGUUUCUCUUAAACCGUCUUUUCCAUUUUGACUUUUUUUUUUAAACUUAGCAUUGAGAUUCCGAUCCGAUUGGGUUCCUCUUGUCGCGACGCUGAUAGAGGGUAUUAUGUAUAUACUAGGGUUGUCAGAAUAAGUAACGUCUUCCUUUACUCUGUGGGUAUCUCUAUCUGUAGUUUGCGUGUAGCAACGGGAGUGGAAAUUAAAUGUGCC